AUGAGUGUAUCCGUGGAGGAGCUGGAGGCCACGGCCAAGGAAGUGCUAGGCAGACUGCAGAGCCACCAGCUGUUCCAGUCCGAGUGGGACACCGCGGCCUUCAUCGUCUUCCUCACCUUCAUCGGCACUGUGCUGUUGCUGCUGCUGCUGGUCAUUGCCCACUGCUGCUGCUGCUGCUGCUGCGCCUCCCCUGGGACCCCCCGGAAGGUGAGCCCCCGGAAGAUGAGCCCUAAGGGAGUGGACAACUUGGCCCUGGAGCCCUAA
Lepus europaeus (European hare) is the source of this 264-nucleotide messenger RNA. RefSeq names its product small integral membrane protein 22 (gene SMIM22). NCBI's taxonomy places the organism in Eukaryota, Metazoa, Chordata, Mammalia, Lagomorpha, Leporidae. The coding region runs from base 1 to 264 and encodes 87 amino acids. The transcript has 3 exons. Gene Ontology annotation, biological process: regulation of cell population proliferation. The record is from RefSeq and is a predicted model, not a curated record.